AUGGCGUCAAUUCGCUCCCAGCCAGAUUCCGUGGCGCUGCGCCAGUCCGUUGAAGUACCGGCCCAUCACCCAGGUAGGGAGAACGGGAGCCGAAGACUUGCCACGCACGCCAUGGCCAUGGCGGUCGAAGAGCCCCUUGAGUCCGAGAUUGGCGGCGAGCACGUCACGCAGUCGAUGGAAGAAGGAGAGCGUCCGUCGAGGAACAACUGUGGUGAGGACGACGCCCAUGGACGAACCGACUUAACUAUCGCCAUCUCCUCUACAAGCAAAAUGGCCGGCCAAACAGUCGCUCCUUUUCUUGCGAAACAUAUCCCCGAUCAAUACGCUCCCUUAGGUGUCCAGGCCACUCCCAGUUCUAUUUCGAAGCACACCCACAACAUCUCAGAUCAAGAUCCCAAUUCAAAAUACUGCUACCGGCAUCGUCCGGAUUCCAAGUGUCGGAGGACCGCCGACGAGCCGACGAUGGAGAACCUUCAAAGAGAACUCGAAACCUUGACACACGCGGACCAGCAAGGCAUUUCUCAUGUUUGGUCACUCUUCUCCGCGGCGCCAGCCAAACAGAGAAACCUUAUGCUCCAGGGAAUCCUCGCGCAGUGCUGUUUCCCUCAGUUAUCGUACCUCUCCACCACAGUCCGCGACCUGAUUCGCAUCGACUUCAUCAGUGCCCUCCCUUCCGAAAUAUCCUUCAAGAUUUUAUGCUACCUCGACACCACUUCACUCUGCAAGGCGGCGCAGGUCAGCCCGAAUUGGCGGUUGCUUGCGGAUGACGAUGUGGUAUGGCAUAAGAUGUGUGAGCAGCAUAUUGACCGGAAAUGCACCAAGUGUGGGUGGGGGCUACCACUGCUUGAGCGGAAAAGAUUAAGGGACUGGAAGCGCCAGCAACAAUUGCGAGCAACUGGUCGUGGUCUCAACCAAUGGUCACCUCAGUUAACUCCUUUACCGGAUGAUGGAAGUGUGCCCGGAACAGAUAAAGUCGUCUCGGUGAGGGGUGCAACCAAGAGAGAUGCCAAUACCUUUACGUCGGAUAAUGCUCCAGAAGCCACUCUUACUAAACGGCAAAGAAUGAAUCCCGAAGACCCGUGCCCCACGAAACCUAAAUUUAGACCUUGGAAGGACGUAUAUAAGGCUAGAUUUAAGGUCGGAACGAACUGGAAAUAUGGGCGGUGCUCAACCAAGAUUUUCAGAGGCCACACGAAUGGGGUCAUGUGCCUACAAUUCGACGACAAUAUCCUGGCAACUGGCUCAUACGACUCGACAAUCAAGAUAUGGGAUAUUGAGACCGGAGAGUGCCUUCGCACGCUACGUGGACACACAUCCGGCAUUCGAGCGCUCCAGUUUGACGAUACGAAACUAAUCAGCGGUAGCCUGGACCGAACCCUCCGUGUCUGGAAUUGGAGGACCGGAGAAUGUAUUUCGACGUACCAAGGACAUACUGAAGGCGUCAUUGCGGUUAAUUUCGAGGGUAAUAUCCUUGCCUCAGGAUCCAUCGACAAGACUAUCAAGAUUUGGAACUUCGAGGACAAGUCUGUCUUUUGCUUGCGAGGCCACAAAGACUGGGUUAAUGCAGUCAGAGUUGAUGCCGCCUCACGCACUGUUUUGUCCGCAUCGGACGACUGCACUGUUCGGCUAUGGGAUCUAGACACUAGAACCACAAUCCAAACCUUUGAAGGCCAUGUCGGACAAGUUCAACAAGUUAUCUUGCUGCCACCAGAAUAUGAGCCUGAUGACGGCGAAGCGGCGGAUGUUGAUGAUGGUACCAGCAGCACAACAAGCAGCACAGAUCUCAAUGUGCCUAUUCACACAUCCACGUCAGUCUUCGACACAUGGCCAUCGUGCCGUCCACGACCCUCCAGAUAUAUGGUCACCGGCGGUCUCGACUCCACUGUCCGGCUCUGGGAUGUCCACACCGGCAGAUGUCUCAAAACCUUCUUCGGUCAUCUAGAGGGUGUAUGGGCAUUAGCCGGCGAUACACUCCGAGUCGUUUCCGGUGCUGAGGAUCGAAUGGUUAAGGUCUGGGAUGCGAGGACUGGCAAGUGCGAGAAAACUUUUAGUGGCCAUGCUGCGCCGGUCACUUGUAUUGGGCUCAGCGACAGCAGAAUGUGUACCGGGAGCGAGGAUUGCGAGGUGAGAAUGUAUAGCUUUAAGAGCGAAGAUGGAGAUGUGGUUUCGAUCCAGGGAGAUGGCGUAUGA
Molecule: messenger RNA, 2190 nt
Organism: Venustampulla echinocandica
Lineage: Eukaryota; Fungi; Ascomycota; Leotiomycetes; Helotiales; Pleuroascaceae
Product: E3 ubiquitin ligase complex SCF subunit sconB
Exons: 2
Coding region: 1-2190 (729 amino acids)
Molecular function (GO): protein binding
Source: RefSeq, a predicted model, not a curated record